Molecule: messenger RNA, 5523 nt
Organism: Megachile rotundata (alfalfa leafcutting bee)
Lineage: Eukaryota; Metazoa; Arthropoda; Insecta; Hymenoptera; Megachilidae
Molecular function (GO): protein binding
Source: RefSeq, a predicted model, not a curated record
AGAGAUGGGGCAAUUGUGUCGCUCGAAUACCGGCAAAACGAUGUUCGAAAAAACUGGUUUUUUCUACUGGACAUGGCGAACGAUUAAUGCGUACAUUGUUGCAUAUUUUAAAAUACCAGGAUCGAUAUACGUAUAUUGUCAAUACUGUACUGUCAAUAAUUAUUGAGAAUGCGGAAAUAAUGGUAGUAUGAAGAGUGGCCAAAAAGUCAUGAUACAAGUGGUCGCUUGCAAAUACUUCGAAGAGGAUUUGUAGAAGUAUAAAAAUGUAAGAAGAUUUUCAGGAUUAAUUUAUUGUACUGACAGGAAGUGGAGACUCAUUUCCUGCGCAAUGGUGGAGUAUAUUGAAUACCUAUGGAGGACAAUGGGAAAUCGAUAUGGCAUAGAUAUGGUACGUGUCACUCGUAUGUCUGAAAGCGUUUGUUCACGUAGUCAAUGCGUGAUUGAGUGAUGAGUGCAGCACGUCGAAUUCUGAAGAAUUGCAUUCGGCAGAAUUGGAAGCGGAGCGCUCGUACCGGAUGUCUAUCGCAGAAGGUAAUUAGCAGAACGUAUGAUUUUGCAUUAUCGUAUCAUCUAUAACUGGACCGAGGUAAAUGAAUAGGUAUAACAUUUCGACGUACGCUUUAGCGAUCUCGUUGAAUCGAAACGACAACCGGUAUCGCACAUUUAUAGCGGAAUUACAGUCGUAAGUCUCGUGUAUUUUUUGGCGCUUAUAUUCUCCUGAAAUUAUGUGAGAAUGACUUUGGCAAACCGCCAAUGUUCCCCGGACUGUGCGGAGACAACAUGUACGGAGCAAUGAACUUUAGGAAGCGUGACUUCGGACAAGAUUUCCUCUUUUCUUUCCGACGAAUUUUUAGUUGUAAAAUUUCUACACAAUGCAAUUGUCCCAUUUCUUGAUUCACGACCGUUUCCAUGGACCAUUCAUCGUUGUAUCUGAAGCGUGUAGAUAGCCUCUGCGUUUCCGUUCGUCGCAUGGGAGAUGCAGGAAGAGCUACUCCUUUCUACUCCCUUUAGAUCAUUGUUUCCUAAUCCAAGGCUGCCGGGGACCGUAUUCUUGCAAAGGAAGCCACAAACCGCCUUUGACCAUAAUGCUCUUAGCACAAGGCGUAAAAGACGGAGUAUUCCCGACAGUGGACUUAAAACAUUCCUAACAUUGGUCGUGGUUACGAAUCUGUACUUAAUUUUACACAGAGCGUGCGAUCUCUUUUUUGUAAUUAGGGACGGGUUAACCAUUAGGGUAUUGAGGGGAGAAGGCACCACAGAAAUUUGUCAUUACCCGAUUUACCGCACGGUGCAGCGAACGUCAUCCAAAGCUACAGUGUCCUUUGAAUGCAAUCAACCGCACUGUCAUGCCUUCAUGCAUCACACCCACAUUCGCGUCAAGGGCAGUUCCAGUCGAGGAGGAGUUCAUAUGGAAUGGCAUCACGUGGACCCUCGACGAGGACGCUGCCAAUCGCGAUAGCGAUGGCCGUCGCAAUGUCAGUCGUGGCAAACGGUCUUUGUCCGACGCAAUGUCGUUGCGACGACGAGAGCUUGCGAGCGUCCUGCGCUUACGCGGGUCUCGAAAUCGUUCCGAUCCAAUUGAACCCAGAAAUCAAACACUUGGAUCUGUCCAACAAUCGUGUCGGGAAUAUUCACCUAUCGUUCGUCUUCUACGGUAACCUGGAGACACUCGAUCUGACGUCGAACGCCAUCCACACCCUGGGCUCGGACAAUUUCGUGCUGCAGAAGAGCCUGAUCACGCUGAACGUAAGCAAUAACGCCGUCAAGGCAUUAGCCAAGAAUUCCCUGCAAGGUUUGGACUCGCUGAAGGAGCUGAAUCUAGCCAGCAAUAAUAUUUCCGACAUGAACGAGGAAGCGUUCAAGAGCACCAGCGAAUUGGAGAUCCUGAAUCUGAGCGACAACUCGAUCACCAGUUUGCCGGAAGGUCUGCUGAAGAACCUGCACAAGAUCCGCGCGUUGAUCCUGAACAGGAACUCGCUGUUGGAAGUCCCGACCGCGAAUCUGGCGCUGGCACCCAGUCUGGAGAAGGUGGAUUUGUCGGACAACCUCAUACAGGAGCUGGACAGGGACUCGUUGCCCUCGCUGCCGUCGCUGGUCUCGUUAGACCUGGCGAACAACGUUAUCAGGAAUAUCGCUGACGACGCAUUCGACCGUUUACCUGGACUGCUACACCUGGAUCUGUCCGGUAACAACUUGACGUCCGUUCCCACGUCCGCGUUGGCCAGGCUGAACGUUCUAUCGACUCUGAUCCUCAGUCGAAAUCCCCUUGGCAACCUGGACGCCGUAGGGUUCCGCAAUCUGUUCGAGCUAAGGAGCCUCGAGUUGAACGACUGCACCAUCGUUAGCGUGCAUGCUCGAGCGUUCGCCGACAACGUGAAUCUCGAACGCAUCUCGUUGGACGGUAAUCGGGGGUUAAAGGAGCUACCAGCCAGGGUACUCUACAGCGCCAGAUAUCUGAAAUGGGUGUCGCUCCGUCGUUGCAGCCUGUCGACCUUACAACCUACGCAGUUCCCGGUGGAUGCGUUGUCGUCCCUUCGCUUCGGCGGGAAUCCCUUGGUUUGCAAUUGCUCCGUGCAUUGGCUGUGGACGCUUAUCAGGACGGAAGAGCGGCGAAACGAGUCUCGACUCGAGCUGGAUAGCCACGAUAUCGUCUGCACCGACGAGGAAUUCGCCGGCAAAGCUUUGAUCGCUCUAUCGGAAGGUUCUUUGCGUUGUCGGCUGAGCCCUCUCUAUCUCUCGCUGUCAGCCGCCGGUUGUCUAGCCGCGACCGCGACCAUCCUCGUGCUGAUAGUCCAUGUGACGCGUACCAACAGAAAGAAACGUCUGGCGUACACCGCGCCGAACCGACCGGAAUUCCUCGUCUACGUCGGGAGGGACAACGACGAGUUGGACAAGAACGCCGAAUCGUACAGCAGACGACUCCUAGCCAGGAACGAGGACACCCCGUACGACACGCCUCGCGGGAAGGCUGGACAACGUAGUCCUCAAUCGCAGGAUACGAACAUCUACGAAACGCCCAGACACACCAGAGCCAAUCGACGAGACACGGAGCCGUACGCGAGGCAAACGGAAGAGGGUGUGUACGCGGUAGCCGACGUGACCGAUCUACGCGACGAACCGCCGGAAGUGCUCUCGCUUUAUCGCAUGCAGACUCCUACUGCUCAUCGGGUGGACUAUGGUUACGACUACGAGUACGAUUACGAGUACCAACCGCCGCUUCCGCAGAAGCCUCACGUAGUGUUCGUUUGAACUAUCUAGUCGUGCUUAACGUUCUAGCAACUCCGGGAGUCUGAAUCUCCGGAGGGUAACCGUGGUCGUUCGAUGGACCGGUUCGAUAGAGGCGACCGAUUCUUUCGGAGUUUCGCGAAAACAAGGGUAAACCCUUAAUAGGGUCGGAUCCGUUCGAAGCGAUGCGAGCUGAAGCGUGAUACCGUAAUCCUUCCAUUACCGGAAGUAGCGUCGUCCAUUGAAAGGGCUGCGGACUUAGAGCAUGCCACCGGAUGAAUUUUAACGUGAUCACCGGUGGCGUGGAUUCGUGUAUUCGAAUGGUGCCAGUACACGGGACUGAGUGAAUCGUCCACGCGGAGAAUGGCGGGAGCCAGGCUCGAAUCGGUGGACAGAGUUGAAAAUGAAAUGUCUUCCGAGAUAGUUGCGCCGCUGGAGAAGCAGAAUGCAUUUUCGCUGAGGGAACGCAAUCUGAUUCGGAAUGUAAAUUGUACGGCGCAUAAACGUGCUGGUUGUAGUCGACCAGCCUCGGGAACGUAUUUAUUUUCACGGAUUGCGUCGGAUUCCGUUGGUUCAGUGCAAAUGCUGCGCACCGUGUUCCAAGGCGGGCGUGUUCAUUUCGCAUUUAAACGUAGUGACAAAUCAAAUCAAAGCAGCGUCUCGUUAGUCCGUUUAAACCCUCCUAGACUACUAGCGUCCCAAGAUUACUCUUCGUCUCUCUCCCUCUAUCUUUCUCUCUUAUUCUCUAUCUCUAUCUCCCGUUUUCUCUAUCUAUCUCUUUCUCCUACCGGUACCUACAGUUAUCGCGUCUUUGUCCACUAUUCCCCUUUUUCGUUUCUCAUUCAGCGAAGUCCGCGUUUAGGUAGGCUGAAGAACCUUGACAAGAAUUUUUGCGAAACAGUCGGCUACCUCAAGCAAGGAUUUAAACGAGAAACGAGUUCAAAGGAAGAAAGGGCGUAUCGUGUUCACGCGUUCCCACCUUUCUCUCGUGAAAACACGCCGGACACGCUCGUGCACACCUGAAGGGAGCAAAAGACACGUUAGGAUUCGUAAUUAGACAGGCGGUUUUUGUUUGUCUUGUCUGCUUGUCGGUGGAAGGGAACCGUCUUCGGGAUCGUUGUAAAUUGAAGCAAUAAUAGGCGCGACCUUUACUCUUAGGGACACACUACGACACCGAGUAUAAUUAAGGACGAGAUUACACGUUUAUACGAACGUAGGCGUACGUACGCGAGGUGUUUCUGUAAUUCUCGGAAUGUUAUUAAGUUCUAUUAAUAAUUUAUAUGUUUCUUUGGAUCCCUUAAUAUUUUAAGUUCUUUGUAGCAGACAAUGGCUUAUAUAAAACGUAGUUGCAAACUUUAAAAUUCAUAAUUGGUUUCGAUACAGUUUAAUACAGUUAGGUUGAUAGCUUCGAUAUACAUUAAGACAGAUCGUUUCGACAAUUAUUUUAUUAUUUCGUUAAUAGAAUUUGUAAGAACGAUUUGAUUUUUAAGAACGGCAAUUUCUGAAACACCUCGUGUAUAUAAAUAAUAUAUAUAAAUAUAUAUAUUUAUUUAUUAAUUUAUGAUGUUAAGUUUGAGAAGAUGUUACGUUUUGAAUACGAAGAAAAAAAAGAAAGAAAAAGAUACAAAAUAUAGUUGCUGCGUGGGGAAUAACAUGCGUAUCCAUCACGAAGCAUCGCAAGCUAUCGAGCUUUCGAAUUCGCGUAGUGAAAAUCCAUCGUCUGCGAGUGUCACGCGUCACCGAAACGAGGGAAUCAUUACACGAACUCGCCGGCUACGAGAGCUCGGAAAACUCGCCUGUGUGUAAGUUUCGCCGUCGUGGAGCGCCUCCUCGAAACGCAACGCGUCUAGAAAUUUUAAUGGAAUAUCGAAUUCCCGCUGAUUAAAGUCCCCCGACGCGGUGGCUCCUCCCGGGGGGGAAAGUUCGAAAGUUAAAUAUUCGAUUCGACACGGUAAACCUACGACCGCGAUUUGACGAUCGAGAAUCGCCGGACGGAUAUGCCGAAUAAUAAUUUCAUCGGCUCUCGCCGAAAUAUUACCCCUCACCUGCUGAAAUAGGGUUUACAUUACGCGCACCCUCCUUGCGAAGAUUGAUAUUCGAGCCGGUUCGAUCUCGAGGAUACUUUCCCCCGAGUCAGGUGCAAAAGGAUUAUUGUUCGUCAUACUUUUUCGAGUUAAAGUUUGCUUUCAUUACUAAUUUGCUAAUUUCCUUCCAUUCGGGUAAACAGUGUUAUUAACCCCUUGCGUUAUAACUUGUCAGGUGCGUCAACUGAAUUACAGCUACAAUAUUAAAACAAUC